Molecule: messenger RNA, 1070 nt
Organism: Chara braunii
Lineage: Eukaryota; Viridiplantae; Streptophyta; Charophyceae; Charales; Characeae
Source: the annotation of a GenBank genome assembly
GGCCUCGACCCAUUGACACCGGAGGACUUCCAAUGGAUGCCUCUUCGCCCAUCUGGUUCCUUGUCGAAGCCGCAUUGCAAUGCCUUAAUGGCAGAACUACGCAACUACUUGCACGCUGCAGUACCAACUCCGGUGAUGGAAGACGGAGUAGCGGUUGUUGACCUUCGCGAGUACAUUGCGAAGAUUGACCGUGAGUACGCCACGCAACGGUACGACAACAUCAACGCACCGUUACUCUACGUCCGCAUUCAGAUCGGGAAGGCGACCUCCAGCGCCUUGAUCGAUUGUGGAGCUACUUGCAACUACAUCAGCCAAGACUUCAUGAUGCGCGCCAGCCUUGGGCCGCGCAGCGAGGAGGAACUCGAAGUGCUACGAGCGCAACUCGAUGACCUCAUUGACAAGGGCUGGAUUCGCCCUAGCUGCUCGCCCUACAGUGCACCCGUUCUCUUCGUCCGAAAGAAGAACAAGGAGUUGCGCUUACGCAUUGACUAUCGUAAGCUUAACGCUCAAACUAUUAAGAAGGUUGGCCCGCUCCGACGCAUCGACGAUCUUCUCGAACGUUUGGGCGGCGCCAAGUACUUCUCCAAGUUGGACCUCAAGGCCGGUUACCACCAGUUCGAGAUCCAUGCAAGAGAUCGCUACAAAACCGCGUUCAAGACACGGUACGGGCACUUCGAGUGGGUCGUAAUGCCAUUCGGCCUCAUGAAUGCCCCGGCCACCUUCCAAGCGGCAAUGACAACGGAGUUUCGCGACAUGUUGGACCGAUUCGUACUCAUCUACCUUGAUGACAUCUUGGUGUAUAGUCGAACUUUGGACGAGCACAUCAUGCAUCUACGCGCUGUUUUGGACAGGCUACGUACGGCCAAGUACAAGGUCAACCGAGCCAAGUGUGAAUUCGUGCAGCAAGAGCUCAAGUACUUGGGCCACUUUGUAACGCCGCAAGGCAUCCGUCCGCGAGCGGACAAGAUCAAGGCUAUCCAAAAUUGUUCGGUGUAGGGCCGAACCCCAGUAGACUUUCGAGCCUUGGUCGACCCCCCUGCGGGUCCCAGUUGGCUCGACCCGCCCACGCU